Messenger RNA from Yarrowia lipolytica CLIB122, 3573 nucleotides. RefSeq lists its product as uncharacterized. Gene Ontology annotation, molecular function: phosphatidylserine decarboxylase activity. NCBI's taxonomy places the organism in Eukaryota, Fungi, Ascomycota, Dipodascomycetes, Dipodascales. Gene Ontology annotation, biological process: phospholipid biosynthetic process. The record is from RefSeq and is a predicted model, not a curated record.
AUGCGGUUUCUCAAACGACGAGGAAAACCGUCGACUUCAAAGACCCACGGCACGGCGCCAAGUGUCUUUCUCAGGGUCCAUUUGAUCCAGGCUCGAGGAAUUGCCCCUAGAGACCGCGAAAAGAACACAAAGUGCGAACCGUACGCUGUUCUGUCAUGCGGUGACUUUCGAUUCACCACACACACGAUCCACAACUCGGUGGAUCCCGACUGGAACUGCUGGAUCGACAUUCCCGUGCGAUCCGGAGACGAGUCGCUCGAUCUGGUGGUCUGGGACCGCAUCAGAUUCAACAAGGACUACCUGGGAGAAGUCGCCAUUCCUCUCAAGGACAUGUUCCACAAGGGAGUCACCGAAAUAGAGACUCCCGUCCAGUGGUUCCCCCUUCAUUCCACCAGAUCAAAGGCUGCAGGCUAUGUCAGUGGAGAUGUGUCUCUACAGUUCUCCCUGGUGGACGAACAGGGCGAAACCAGCCCUCAGCUGUUUGAGCAGUGGCAGAGGUUUGUUGACACUGAGGAAUUGGAGUCAGACAUGCCUGCCAGUGAUGCAGGCGACGAUGCAGGCGGCGACAGUGACGUUGAAAUGUCGAAUCUCGCACACGAAAUGUUCCGAACCAACAUUCUCGAUCUGCCCGCUGAGAUGCGACUCAGUCUUGAUAUGAGUUCCGAGUCUCAAUCCGAGUCUGGAGCGGAAUCCGACAUUGAAUCGGAUCAAAACGGAGACGAGGACCGCAGCAACAACCCCGACGACUACGUUGGAGUUCCAGACGUCUCCCAGGCCACUCUUCGAAGAGGUGACGAGAACCAUGACGCUUUUGACGCCCAACAUCAGCACCACCAUCAGCAAUUUGCUCCUGGAACUGUUCGGAAGCAGCAACAGCUUGCGUUGGUAGGUCCGCCCGGCCUCAAUUCUCUUGCCACUGCAAAUAUGAUGGCACGAACUCCCCCAGUCAACAAUUCCGGUCCUUCCACCGGCACACAUACCCCUGACCAUCUUGAACUUCCGGCCAAGAAGUCCAAAUCCAAGUCUAAAAAGUCCAAGAAGAGAAAGGCGCAGCAUUACGAGCUCAACUGCAGCAACGCUGUUCUCGGAGUCAUCUUCCUGGAGAUUCUCAGCAUCACAGACCUGCCUCCCCUUCGGAACAUGACCCGAACCGGGUUUGAUGUUGAUCCGUUUGUCAUCAUCUCCUUUGGGCGAUCUACGUUUCGAACUCAGAGCAAACGACAUACACUCAAUCCCACAUACAACGAGCGGGUCAUUUUUCCGGUGCUCAAACACGAGCAGUCGUUCUCAAUCGGUUUCACAGUGAUGGACAAGGACAAGAUCAGCACGCAUGAUUUUGUGGCUGACGGCCGGUUUGAAAUCAGACCGCUGCUUGACCUCGCUCCCCGGCCUGAUCCCGCAAGCAUGCUGUACGACCUGGACCAUCGGUCUGCGCCUCCUGCACCUUUACGGAAGCGACGGUUCCGGCGAGCUCGAAAGGCCAGACACAACAACCUCACGGCUACGGAUUUCGACGACUUUAUGGUCUCGUCUUCGGAUCUUCCCGAACGGUCAGAUAUGAACGAGUACGACGAUGAAGAGGGGGAUAGUACUGGCUCGUCUGCGCCAUCCUCGGCAGAGAACAUGAGAGUGUUUGAGCUUCCUCUGCGGAUCAAAAACCAAAAGUACGCCGAAAAGCACAAUCCUGUUCUGACGGUGCGGGCUCGGUUCAUGCCCUAUGCGGCCCUUCGGCAACGGCUGUGGACGUCGUUGCUGCAGAAGUACGACGUCACGGGCAGUGGGACUAUCAAUAUUGUUGAUAUUACUCAAAUGCUGGACGAGCUGAACUCGACUUUGUCGUCCACGACUGUUGUUGGGUGGUGGAAGAAGUUUGGACGGUCCAUUGAUGAGGAUCUGACCAUUCCCGAGGCUGUCACGUGUCUCGAGCAGCAGAUUAUGAAAGAUUCGCUCAUGCAGGAGCAUCAUUUGAUGAAGCAGCGACGGGCGAGCUUGAAGGCUGAUGGAAUGGCAAGGCUGGCGCCAGGAGCUAAUGGCCCUGUUGGAGUUAGUUCAGGCAGUGUAGUCACGGGAAGCAUGGCUACUGGCAGUUCCUCUUCUGCAGGAACCUCUCCUGUGGCUGCUAGAACCAACAGCCAUGGUUCUGUUCUCACUGCGUCCAGUGCCGGCAGUUCGAUCCCCGGUCUCCCUCGAACGAACUCUUCUUCUGCCACUCGAGAGUCUUCUGCUGUUCCUUCUGAAGAGCACGUUGCGAACAGUAACGGUAGCCCCAGCAUUCCCGUUCCAUCUCUUGUCCGUUCUACCACCCAUUACCAGGAGCCGCUUUUGAUCACAGACGGUAGUGACAGCGAGGCCUCUCAGGGUCAUAGUCAACUGUACCAUGGAAACCCGUCUACUGACACUCUUGCCUCUCUUGCCAAUUCUGACGACGAUGAACCCGAACGAGUCAUUAGACUCGAAACCUGUCCCAUCUGCAAUCAGCCCCGGUUCAACAAACGCGCUGAAAUGGACAUUGUCACUCAUCUGGCCACCUGUGCCAACGAACAGUCCGUGCACAAGAUUCUUUCAAGCCGUUUCGUGUCCAAAUCUCAGGCCCACAAGAAAUGGUUCUCCAAGAUUGUCUCCAAGGUUACCCAUGGCAACUACCGGCUUGGAGCCAACUCGGCCAACAUUCUGGUCCAGGAUCGAGCCACAGGUCUGAUUGAGGAGGAGAAAAUGAGCAUCUACGUCCGUCUGGGUAUCCGGUUGCUCUACAAGGGUCUCUCUUCACGAGAAAUGGAGCGAAAGCGGGUCAGACGGCUGUUGCGAAGUCUCACCAACAAGCAAGGCCGUAAGUUUGAUUCUGCUUUGUCUGUCAAGAGUAUCAAGCCGUUCAUCCGGUUCCACAAUUUGGACCUAUCGGACGUGGCAGAUCCGCUGGAUUCGUUCAAGACGUUCAACCAGUUCUUUUACCGGAAACUCAAACCUGGGGCUCGUCCUCUUCAAAACGCCGAGGCUGGAGCCGUCUGCUGUGCUGCAGACAGUCGGGCUACUAUGUACAAGUCUGUUUCCAAAGCAACACAGAUUUGGAUCAAGGGUCGGGAGUUCACCAUCAAACGUCUUUUCGGAGAUGCGUACCCGAAUCUCGUGGACCGGUUCAACGACUGUAGCAUUGCCAUCUUCCGACUGGCUCCUCAGGACUAUCAUCGGUUUCAUUCUCCUGUAGAGGGUAUUGUUGGCAAGCCCAAGACGAUUGACGGAGAGUACUACACGGUGAAUCCCAUGGCUAUCCGAAGUGCGCUGGACGUGUUUGGCGAGAACGUACGGGUUCUGACGCCUAUUGAGACGGCUGACUUUGGCACGGUCAUGUUCAUUGCCGUGGGAGCCAUGAUGGUGGGCUCUACGGUGAUGACAGUGAAGGAAGGAGAGCAUGUGGAGCGUGGCCAGGAGCUGGGCUACUUUCAGUUUGGAGGUUCUACUUGUUUGGUACUGUUCCAGAAAGACUGUAUGGUUUUUGACGAUGAUUUGCUGUCCAACUCUGAGCAGGCCAUUGAGACUCUUGUCAGAGUUGGGCAGAGCCUCGGCCAUAAGAAGUAA